GUCCUUUGCAGGUACGGAAGUCCAAUUAGAUUGCAGGAAACACAGAUCUCUGUUAAAUGGGGUUAUGUCGGCAAGAUGUGGGGGACCGAUACUCCCGGCUCUUGGCAUAACGGUCACGAGAAGAUCGAUAAACAAGCAGGUAAAGAGGACACG
Acaulospora morrowiae is the source of this 153-nucleotide messenger RNA. The record is from the annotation of a GenBank genome assembly. NCBI's taxonomy places the organism in Eukaryota, Fungi, Glomeromycota, Glomeromycetes, Diversisporales, Acaulosporaceae.